Peronospora matthiolae is the source of this 1038-nucleotide messenger RNA. The record is from the annotation of a GenBank genome assembly. NCBI's taxonomy places the organism in Eukaryota, Oomycota, Peronosporomycetes, Peronosporales, Peronosporaceae.
AUGUGGCAGUCUGGUCACGUCCCGUCGGUCUUCCGCCGCGCGCUUUCUGCUGCUUCGAAUGCUCCACUGAUUUCAGGGUCCGCUCCUUCGUUUGGCAUUGCAUUCGACAUUGACGGCGUCUUGAUCCGUGGCGGCCAUGCGCUCCCGAAAGCAGAGCGUGUGUUGAAGUCGCUUCGAUCGAACAAUGUGGCUCACAUCUUUUUGACCAAUGGUGGAGGCUGCAUGGAAGACAAAAAGGCCAAGAACCUUAGCACAAUUCUGGACGUGCCCAUUGACCCCGAGCAUAUGAUUCUCUCACACACGCCCAUGCGAGAAAUUGCCAAGACCUAUGGAGACAAGCGGGUGCUUAUUAUGGGUUCGCACGAUGUCUGGCGUGUGGCCAAGUGCUACGGUUUCAAUAAAAUUGUGAGCGUAAAGGACUUGCUGCAUCAUCAUCCCAUGCAAUAUCCAUUCAUGCACUUGGAACAAAGAGCGGCACCGCAUUACAAUGAGCCCAUUGAAGCCAUUAUUGUGAUGCAUGAUCCGAUUGAGUGGGCACCUGAAAUCCAGGUCGCGGUGGAUGUGCUCAUUGGAGGUAAUCCGCCGGGAAGUGGAUGCCCGUCGGGCAAGCAGACACCGUUGUUCUUGAGCAACGACGACUUUGUCUUCAGUGGAGCAUACCCGUUCCCUAGAUUCGCUCAAGGAGCUUUCAUGCGAUGCCUGAAACUGCUGUAUGAAGACUAUACAGGCCGUAGGUUGAAGACGACGCACUACGGCAAACCCUACAAGGUCACGUACGAUUACGCAAAGCGUCUUCUCAACACCUUUUCAAAAAAGCCUGAGCCACUGAGACGCAUGUACGGUAUUGGCGACAAUCCUCUCGCCGAUAUCCAGGGCGCAAACAACGCUGGUGAUGACUGGACUUCUGUCCUCGUUCGAACGGGGAUCUAUGAUGGCUCGAAGGACCCAGAGCAUAAACCGGACGUGAUUGUCGAUGGUGUUUACGACGCCAUCAAACACAUUUACAAGUGCGAGGGCAUCGACGACUCGGCGUUGUAA